Molecule: messenger RNA, 6914 nt
Organism: Acyrthosiphon pisum (pea aphid)
Lineage: Eukaryota; Metazoa; Arthropoda; Insecta; Hemiptera; Aphididae
Product: fatty acid synthase
Exons: 34
Coding region: 287-6901 (2204 amino acids)
Biological process (GO): fatty acid biosynthetic process
Molecular function (GO): oxidoreductase activity; fatty acid synthase activity
Source: RefSeq, a predicted model, not a curated record
CACUAGAACAAUAAGGUGUAUGUAAUUAGCAAGUAUAUUAAAUAAUUUACAUGUUAACCUUUGAGCUUGAUUUUUAAUGAAUCUAAUUUAAUGAGAUGAUCACCAAAUAUUUUAUUUUCGUAUUAUAAUAAUCAGAAUAUAAUUCAAUGGAAUAAAUACAAUAAAAAUUUCGAAAUCAAUAGUCAGUGUGAUUUCGGUCGAGUUGUUGACAGCUGCAGAUAACGGGUCUACUACAAAUCUAAACUCAGAACGUUAACCAGAGUUAAAUAAAAAAUAAAUAAAUAUAAUGGCACAGCACAAAGACGAAGUUGUAAUAUCAGGUAUCGGUGGAUUGUUUCCAGAAAGCAAUAAUAUAACUGAAUUGAGCGAUUUGUUAUUCCAAAAAAAAAAUGGAGUAACUAUUGAUUCAAGGAGAUGGAAACCAAAUAAACUAGGUGCAUUAAGUGGAACUGGAAAAAUUAAAAAUAUCGAUACAUUUGAUCCCACAUUCUUCAGGGUUCAUCCAAAACUUGCUAAAGUUAUGGACACAAUGACAAAAAUAUGCUUAGAAAGAUCAAUAGAAGCAAUUAUCGAUGCCGGUUUGAGUCCAGCAGACUUGCAUGGAACAAAUACAGGAGUUUUUAUGGGAUCUGCAAUAAGUGAAACAGAAAUGAAAACCAUGACUCAAACCAAUUCAUCUGGAGGAUCUGUAAUGUUAGGCAUUAGUAGAACAAUGCAAGCAAACCGAAUUUCUUUUCUUCUAAAUUUGACAGGACCUAGUUUUGCCAUGGACGGAGGAUGGAUUUGUGGCUCCGAUGGUUUGAAAAAAGCCAAAGAAAUGAUUGAAAAUGGUUUAUUAUCAUCUGCGAUUGUCGGGGUUACUAAUCUCACACUUCGACCAGAAUUACAAUUCCUAUAUGAAGGUUUGAAUAGAUUAAACAAAAGUAAUCAAACUAAACCAUUCAGUUCUGACGCUGACGGGUAUAACAGAUCAGAAGCUUGUAUUGUUUUUUAUCUUCAAAAAGCUUCUGAAGCCAAACGUGCAUACGGAACAUUGUUGAAUGUAAAAUCAAUGCAGUUUGGUAAUCAUGAUGGGACACUAACCGAGCAUGAUGGAAAUCACUUUAAAUCAUUGCUAUUAGAUUCUUAUAAAGAAGCUGGCAUAGAUCCGGCUACAGUAGAUUUCAUAGAAGCUUACGGAUCGGGAAUUAAGAGUGAAGAUGCUAUGGAAUUAAAUAUCAUGGAAGAAGUGUUUUGUACUGAAAACAGAAAGACACCUUUAAAAGUGGGUUCCGUGAAAAGCAACGUAGGUCACUGUGAAGUGUCUAGUCUCUUUAUGUCAAUUGUAAAAGCCAUCAUUACGCUAGAAAGUGGAUACAUACCACCUAACAUAAAUUACACAGGACCAAACAAUAAUGUAGCAGCAUUAAAAAAUGGAAAAAUUCAAGUAAUAACUGAAAAAACUCCUUUUGUUGGAGAUAUAAUCGGAAUCAGUUCAUUUGGGUUACUAAAUGCAUUUAGUCAUGUAAUCCUUAAAAGAAAUCAGAUCGUUAAUAACUUAAUUGUGGAUAAACAUAAUUCUACCAAUAUGCCACAAUUAAUAUUGGUAUCAGGGCGAAAUGAAGAAAACGUUAGAGAAACAUUAAACCAGAUUAAAAGUCACGGAAACAAUGUAGAGUUUGUGUCAUUGACUAAUGAUGUAUUCACUAGAAAUAUCAAUGGCCAUUUCUUCAGAAGUUUUAACAUUUUCCCUCAGAUGGAUGAGUCACGAAUAGAUGAUGUCUGGAAUAUUAGUUCAAAACGUCCAGUAUGGUUUAUAUUCUCUGGUAUGGGAUCACAAUGGCAAGGAAUGGGUACAGAUCUUAUGAAAAUUCCAGUUUUUGCUAAUGCUAUAAACAAAUGUGAUGUUAUACUAAAACCAAAAGGAGUUGAUAUCAAGAAUAUUUUGACCAGUCAAAAUCCGGAACUUUUUGACAAUGUUCUCAAUUCAUUUGUCGGUAUCGCUGCGGUUCAGAUUGGAUUAGUAGAAGUGUUGAGAGCAUUAGACAUUACACCCGAUGGAAUCAUAGGCCACUCGCUCGGAGAAUUGGGAUGUGCCUACGCUGAUGGUUGUUUUACGGCUGAAGAAAUGCUAUUAGCUACUUACUCCAGAGGUCAAGCUAUUCUAGAAACAGACGUUAUUCCUGGCAUGAUGGCCGCCAUUGGACUUGGGUAUGACCAAAUCAAAGACAAACUUCCCCAUGACAUCGACGUCGCUUGUCGUAAUAGUGCCACUAGUUGCACAAUAUCGGGUCCAGUUGAUAGCAUCAACGAGUUCGUGUCACAACUAAAAUCCGAAGGUAUCUUCGCAAAAUCUGUCAACGUUGCUCGCAAAGCGUUUCACAGUAGAUAUAUUCAAUCUGCUGGCCCGACACUACUUAAAUAUUUAAAAGAUGUGAUCAAAGUACCAAAGAAAAGGUCGUCUAAAUGGCUUAGUAGUUCGUUGCCAGAAACUGAAUGGGAGUCUGACCUCGCAAAAUAUUCUUCUCCAGAAUAUCAUACAAAUAAUCUAUUGAGUAGUGUAUUAUUCGAGGAUGUUCUAAAACACAUACCAAAAGACGCAAUUACGAUUGAAAUUGCUCCUCACGGUCUCCUUCAAGCAAUUAUAAAAAAAGCAUUACCCGAAACAGUAACCAAUAUUCCACUGACAAAGAGAGUAUAUGGAGAUUCUGUUCGAUUUCUACUUACCUCUAUUGGAAAAAUGUAUACUAGUGGAUUAAAUCCCAAAAUAAAAGAGGUGUAUCCAACAAUACAAUAUCCUGUAAGUCGUGGAACACCUUCUAUUUUCGGUUUACCGUUUUGGGACCAUACUGAAAAAUGGUCAGACGGAUUCCUUGAUUUAGUAAAAUCUGGUGAACGCAUAAUUUGCUUAGUACUUGAUGAUGAUAAACAUUUAGCUCAGUACCAAUUCCAAGGGCAGCAUAUAAUACCAUUUUCAUUUAUAUUAUUUAAUGUUUGGAAGACAUUUAUUGAAAUAAACUCUAAAAGUUUGUAUGAAAAAUCGAUUCAAUUUCAAAAUCUUCGGUUCAAAAAUAAUGUUAAAAUACACCCGACCGAUUCCUAUCAUUGUUAUAUAAUGAUUCAAUUGGGAUCGGGUCUUUUUGAGUGCGAUGUGGACAAUGAGGUUAUUUUAUCGGGUGAGAUAAGAAUUUUGAAUAAUAUAGUCUCAGGUUCAAACGAAGAAAAAUCAAUAAACUUUGACAACACAACUGACAACUUACUUUGCAAUGUGUCAGAAAACGAGAUAUAUUCAAUUUUAAAGAAUAACGGAUUCAAUUUAGGAUUCAAAAACAUCACAAAUUUAAACAUUUAUAAAAAUAAUAUCCAAGGUUCCGUAAAAUGGGAAAACAAUUGGAUUUAUUUUUUGGAGUGUCUUUUUAAGUUUCCGUUUUUGGACCAUUUAGGCACAGGGCCCAUAGAAAUUCCAGUUUAUAUAAGGGAAAUGUUUAUAAAUCCUGCGUUAUUUGAGAAUCAUUCAGAGAAAGAUAUAAGCGUCAAUUACAACAAACUAUCAAAUGAAGUAACUUGUGAUGGAAUUAAAAUAUUAGGGGUUAAAAACGCACCGAUAUCAUUACCCAUACUUAACUCUGUGGUAGUCAAAGUACAAGAAAAAUCCUUUACUAAAUUCAACAACUUAAAAUGCAAAAACCUCAGAGAUUUCGUUGUAGAUUCUAUGGAUAUAAUAAUGGAGACUGAUAAAUCAAACCUCGAAACAAGUGGAAAAAUUAUUCUUAGUACUCCAUAUCAUUACGACGAUCUAAUAGCUAAAUCAUGUACAAAUGAAAUCAAAGAAAUUGUGGAAAACAAAUUUUCUAUGAAUGCAAGUGAAUUAUGUUAUAAAAGUAAAACAAUAAACUGGGAAAACAUUAAGGACGUAUCAGAUGUUGAUGAAUCUGCAAGGUUUAUCACCGUGUCAAAUGUAAACUAUUUGCAAGAUACAAUGAGAGCAUUAGCCAAUAAAAAAAAUAUUUUUAUUAUUGUAUGUUCCUUGAAAAAACUUCAAGAACCCAAAGACUGGAAAAUAAUUACACAGCAGGAAUUCGACAAUAACAGCUGUUUAACAUUGAUGAAAAAGAUUAUAAGGUUAGAGGACAAGAGCAUAUUUAUUAAACCAACCAAUGAUAAUUAUGACUUGAGCAUUUGGAGAGCAUUAGAGACAAAUAAUUCAUCAAAUGGUAAGAUUUAUAUAAUUUCAAUGUCUGAACCAUUAGAAGGCAUCUCCAUUUAUGUUAAAGAAAUGUUGCAUAAGUAUAAAUCAAAGGAAUUAAGAUUCUUGUUUAUUUUGGAUACAAAUGCACCAAAUUUUGAAUCCAAUAAAUCUUUUUAUGCACAUCAACUAUCGAAAGAUUUAUUAGUAAAUAUAUAUAAUAAUGGUGAUUGGGGUUUUUACAAAAGUAUUGAUCUUCAAGAUAUAAAAGAUGAUAUAAAAGUCAACAAAAAUCUAGUAUUAAAAAAUUUUAUUAUAAAUAAUAAAAACAAAUUGACAGUUAACUAUUUAGGGUUGAAUUUCAAAGAUUUAGUUCUUGACGAAAACACCGAAAACGAUUUCGGACCAUUUGAAUACUCGGGGCAUAUCAACAACAAAACAACUAUAGGAAUAGCCUCGAUCAAUAAAAUGUCUUCUCAAAUAAUUUAUGACCCAGUAUUAUCAUGGCCUAUACCGUCGGCAUGGUCACUACAAGAAGCCACCACUGUACCUCUAGCUUAUGCCCUGAGCUAUUAUGCGUUGAACAUAUUGAGUACCCUUCAAAAGGAUAAAACUGUUUUAGUAACCUCGGGGUUGAAUCCAAUAGGUCAAGCGGCAAUUUCGAUAAGUUUAGACAUGAAAUGUCAGACUUAUGUCAUAGUAGACUCAGACCAACAAGCUGAACAACUAUCUGUUACCUUCCCUCAGCUAUCGCGAUCAAAAAUACUAAUAAACAAAAACAACACAUUUGAUGUUCAUUUAAAAAUGAUAACAAAGUCCAAGGGCAUUGAUUGCAUAUUGAACUUUUUAAGUGGUGAAUCAUUUUAUGCUGCCGUUCGUGCAUUAGCUGCACACGGAAAUUUCUUCAAUUUUUCAAAAUUAGAUAUGAAAAAACAAAGAUAUUUGGGAUCACGAAUAUUCAAUUUUAGCACAUCGUUCUUUUCAAUUGGUUCAAGCAGAUUGUUAAAUGAAAAUAUUGAAAAUAAACAAAUUUUACAACAAGCAUUCAUAAAUGGUUUGAAUAAAGGCGUAAUAAAACCUUUUCGUAGUCACGUUGUAACUACUUUAUCGAGUGGUAAUAACUUGUUUGACACAAUGAGAAUUAACGCUUCGUCGAUUACGUAUAAAAAAGUGUUAUUGUCCAUAAACGAUAAUACCAAAGAUAACGACUGUUCUAAGUUAAACGAAAAAGUUGAAUGUAAUAUGUAUGAAUGUCAUCAUGAUAAAAUUUACCUAAUAGUUGGAAACAGAGGAGAUUGGUUAGACCUCGCUGAAUGGUUGGCUGAACGAGGGGCUAAAAGAAUUAUGAUCGUCGUUAAAAGGUGUUCAAUGUCAUCGACUGUUUGUAGGAGAUUUGAUCAACUCAUCUCCCGGAACGUAUCAAUACAAAUCGAAUCAGAUUUACAUUUAAAAACUAAAGAGGAGUCGCUUAACUGGUUAAAUUAUUUAACAUCAUCUAAAGAGUUAGGUGCAUUAUUUAUAGUGAAUCAGUCUAACGAUAGUAAAAUAAGUAAUCUACGAUAUUCUUUCGAAAAGCUUAAGAGUAAAAUAGCUGCUACUCCAUUCAUAUGUAUAUUAAGUAAAGCAGAACAUAUUUGUGCCGAGCUUAAAUCUAUAGGUUUUAAUGCAUUAAACAUAUCAUGGGACGGGCCGUCUACAGAACCAAAAAAUACAGAAACAAUUUUGGCGUCUCUAGAUUUUCUUCUACAAAAUUCAAAUACUUCAGAGUCAUAUUCAUUUAUAUGCUCUAAGGAAAACAACAAUACAUCAAAAUGGUCUUACCAAAUGAACGAUCUGAUUGCAAAUUUUUUCCCCGAAUCUGCUAAUGAGUUACACCUUCUGAAUAAGAAAAUUGCAAAAGAAGCCGGAUUUAUCGAAGUUGCUACAAGAAGUCCGAGGUUAUCACAAUUGAAGUCGGUGUCACCUGUGUUUGUUAUACCUGGAUUAAAACCAAAAUCUAUUGAAUCAUUUUAUAAACAAUUUUUUUAUCCUGUAUUUGAAGCACAGUAUCCUGAAGAUAUUACUUCAAUCGAUAAUUUAGCUGAAACUUUAGUGAAUAAACUCAAAAGCAUCUCGGAUCAUGGUUACGUGUCCAUUAUUGGAGAAUGUUGGGGCGGGAUUAUCGCUCUAAAAAUAGCUCAAAUAUUGGAAGCACAAGGAAUAUUAGUCACUGUAACAUUACUAGAAUUUGACUCAGAAUUUUUGACUGGAUGGGCUCAGCGUUUUCGGUCAAAUAAUGAUUUCGCCAUGCGGUUAAAUGUAAUGUUUAGUUCAUCGUACACUGAGUUUACUAAAUCUAAAGUUCAAAUUAAUGACAGUAAAAUGCAGUUGAUUGUGUCUUAUCAUCAAAAAAUACUUGAAGAAAACACACAAAGAGCAUUAAACCUUAUUUGGUCAUUAUUACGGAUAUUUUUAGAGUCCAAGCCUCAGUCAAAUAGAUUGCAUUCGAAGGUGUUGAUAUUUAGAUAUGAACGGAAGUUUGAAUUUAAUAGAACAAAUUUAAAUGACUAUUGUAUUAAACCACCAGUUUUAUCCAUUAUACCUAAGCCAGAUUAUAAAAGUAUGUUAGAGGACAAGAGAACGAUUGAUGCUAUAACAAAGAAUGUAACACAUUUGUAUCCAGUUGGAAUAGAAUUAUCAUUGAGUGAGAAAUAUAAAAAUGUUUACUUUAAUGCUGAUAAAAUCUUCAAUACAUAAAUCUUAUCACAAA